AUGUCAAAGGUGGGAAGGAUUUUUGAGUGGUGGUCUCUAUGUGAAGCUCCUGGAGUCAUGACAGACUUUUGGUUGAUUUCUGUCCCACUGGACAAGACCAGUUUAACCAGUGUAGAGAAACUCAAGCGCACCGCUGCCAAAACCAACCUGGCCUCCUGCUGCAAGUUCUCCAUUCCAAAUCUCAAGGUGGGAAUACUGGACAGUCUGCUCAGCGUGUCAGAUGACCUCUCCAAGCUCGACACGCUGACGGAAAGUGUGAUCAAAAAAACAUGUCAGUGUAUGAGGGACGUGAUGGAGCAGUCAAAUGACAAAGUGUUGGAAAACUCCUUAGCCAAUGGAGUGGACCUGAUGAGCUAUGUAACCAAGUUUCAGUGGGACAAAGCCAAGUAUCCCACAGCUCUGCCUCUCUCCAGCCUGGCAGACAUCAUCAACAAGGAAGUUUCCCAGGUGGAGACAGAAUUAAAAUCCCGCGCUGCAGCGUACAACAGCGUGAAAGUGAGCCUGCAAAGCCUUGAGCACAAACUAGAAGGGAAUUUGCAAACUCGCAGUCUGAAUGGCAUUGUGAGGAAAGAGGACCUGGUGGUGUCAGAGUACCUCACCACUCUCCUGGUAGUGGUGACCAGAGGGAGUUACUUGCAGUGGGAGAGGACCUAUGAAUCCUUGUCAGAGUUUGUGGUUCCACGGUCGAGCAGGAAGCUGUUCGAGGACAGGGAGGGAGGAAUCUUCUCAGUGACACUGUUCAAAAGAGCCGUGUAUAAAUUCAAAGCCAAAGCACAGGAGAGCAAGUUCAUCGUGCGCGAGUACAUCUUCGAUCUGGAGGAGAAGAAGAAACAGGAGAUUAAGCAGCUUAGCGUUCACAAAAAGGAGCAGUAUGGAAUCUUUGUAAGCUGGCUGAAGGUGAAUUUCAGCGAGGUGUUUAUUGCCUGGGUUCACUUAAAAGCACUGAGGGUGUUUGUGGAAUCAGUCCUCAGGUAUGGGCUACCUGUGAACUAUCAGGCUCUUCUACUGCAGACUGACACGAAGCACUCAAAGAAGCUGAGAGAAGAACUUUCCUCGCUGUUCAAGCAUCUGGACCCCACUGCCAGUAUGACAGACGUGAGCUGUGACAUCCCAGGACUCUUUCAGCAGGAGUACUUCUCCUACAUCUGUUUCCAUAUCAGCACCAAUGUGUUGGAGACGAGCUAGCAGUCAGAGAUGUGACUGCCAAAUCAAAGAGGGCCCUGUCACACAUGCUGUGUCCCGUUCCAGUCAGUCAGAGUCGGAAACAGAGCUCCAUCGCUAAAAUAAAACACAGCUAGCAGAGACCAUAUCCUUGAAUAUCUUGGUUUUCAGCAUUUCUCUUGAGCCAGAAAAAAGUGACUUUUUGAGACGGUGGUGUAAAUAAACCUGUCAGUGGAUGGAUUCGGAUCUCCUUCAACACAAUGCCAGCUGCACAUGGACUACACUUUAUGAUGUGCUGCAUGUAGAAUUGUGGAAACAUUUAAAUGUGUUUAAAAUCUGAAGAAUGUUCUUCAGGGAUUUAUGUUAAAAGAACACAUACUAUAAAUAUUAAUGUCAGUGUACAGCUUCAAACAUUUUAAAUGAGCAUGUUAUUAUUUUAAAUCUUAAAGCCAUCACACUAAUAAAGAGGAUUUCUUCAUGCAUUGCUGCACAUUAUUCACAAAACCAUCCAUCCAUUAUCGAUACACCAGGGGACACCUUGGACAGGUCACCAGUCUAUCACAGGGCUACAUAGAGACAACCAGUCACACUCACAUUCACAAUUUAGAGUUACCAAUUAACCUCAGCAUGUUUCUGGACUAUGGAAGCCGGACUAGAGAAAACCCACACAUGCUCAGGGAGAACAUGCAAACUCCAUGCAGAAAGAUCCCAGGAAGGCCGUGAACUAGAGAUCCUUUCGCUGCAAGGCGAAAGUGCUAACCAGCAAGCCACUGUGCAGCCCAGAACCAACCAGUACACUUUUAAGAGUAUUAUGCUGAGAACAGAUGUCAUGACUGUUGAUUAUCAGCUCAUAUUUGAUC
Molecule: messenger RNA, 2021 nt
Organism: Acanthochromis polyacanthus (spiny chromis)
Lineage: Eukaryota; Metazoa; Chordata; Actinopteri; Pomacentridae
Product: V-type proton ATPase subunit C 1-B-like
Exons: 12
Coding region: 1-1185 (394 amino acids)
Biological process (GO): proton transmembrane transport
Cellular component (GO): lysosomal membrane; vacuolar proton-transporting V-type ATPase, V1 domain
Molecular function (GO): proton-transporting ATPase activity, rotational mechanism
Source: RefSeq, a predicted model, not a curated record